CAUGUUUACCCAGAGGUAAAUCCUGCAGGGGACUAAUACGACUCUUUGUGUAAACAUGCCCGAGGAACGUCCUUGGGCUCUUACUGUGUGAAGCACUGCAUUACUGUGGAUUGGAAUUUCCCUUUUGCCCUCUAUUUUACCAGCUUGGUCAUCUGUCCCUUUCCUCUGCUUUUCUAGAAGCUUCGCAGCCUGUUCUUCUCGCAGUGCCCCCAUUUGGCCUCCGGGUUGCUUUCCAAAGGCAGCCAAACAUAUUGCAUGCCGUGUCCCAACUGGAGAAACUGCUUGGCUGGGCAGCCUGUGAGGUGACCUGACAGGGAUCAUACCUUUUAAAACUCCGUGCGGCGGGCCCAAAGCAAGAUGCCUAUCAGUGUGAGUGACAUGAUGCAGCUUCUCUGUCACGUGUCCGAAGAGCGGAAGAUGAAGGCCGCCGUGAAGCAUUCUGGACGCGGAGCGCUCGUGGCCGGCGCAACUGCUUUUGUCGGAGGGCUUGUGGGCGGCCCCCCAGGCAUAGCUGUAGGUGGUGCUGUUGGCGGCUUGAUGGGGGCGUGGAUGACCACUGGGCAAUUUCAGCCCAUCCCUCAGAUCAUCAUGGAACUGCCCCCCGCGGAGCAGCAGCGGCUUUAUGAGAGUGCCUACGCCAUCGUUCGGAACUUAGACUGGACUGACACGGCGCAGCUCAUCGCUCUGGUCAUGGGGAAUGGAGCCAUCCAGGAGAAGCUGCUCGGUGUGCUGAAAGACUAUGUCACCAAGGAGCUCAAAGCGGAAAUCCAGUAUGGCUUCUAGGUGCCAGCGUGGGUUGCUGUGUGUUUUCCGAGUGGCCUCCUCCCCCAUCUGGUUUCCCCUUGUGGUAACGUGUGACAAGGAAGACUGUUUUAACUCGGUCUUGAUGCUUGGUUUUAUAAUAGCCACAAGAAAGUGUCCGUGGACGAUUUCACCCCUGAGCCCUCAUUCCUCCAGUUAGAGGCCCACGUGGGCUCGGAGGAGCAUCUUCAACUGGCCUGAAGAGCGCUGGCCUUCGGGCUUCCGCUUUCUGUCCCCAGCAUCCUUUCUGCUGCUGCAGUAGCUGCUGGGGUCCAGUGGGCAAAGUUCCAUGUGUACUGGUGACAUGAAGAUAGGCUGACAUAAAGAAAUAAAUGUGUCAGCACCCAAACAUGGGUGCAUUUCCCCAACCUGGCACUUGCAGGUGGGUUGGACUGCCACUCCCAUGAUUCCCAACCAGCAUGCUGGCUGAGAAUUAUGGGAGUUGAAGUUCAACCCACCUGGAGGGUGCCUGGCUAGUGAAAUCUGCAGUGAAACUACACAUGAUGCAGAAUUGUUCUGUGUUAGCUGCUUAGUGGGUGACUCGGAUCCAUCUGGCCUUCUCUGUGAAGGACACUGGGCUGAGCCUAGUGGUUUUCCUACAUAAGGUGUAAGUAUUUGCACUAUUCUGAAAAAUCUAUAACGGGUUAUUAAAAUGAUCCACAAUUUAAAAAAAGAGCAAGGUCAGAACAAGGACCACAAAUGUUGCUGAAAAACUGGAAAAAUAUAUACAGGAUAAGUGAAUAUUUAAGGCUAUAGAUGUAAAAUAUGGAUUAUACUAUAUCUAUAUAUAGAUGCACAGAGAUAUAUGUAUAAAGAUCAUACCAAAAUGCAAGGCCAAUCACUGUAAUAUGACAACUGUACAACAUCAAAAUCAUAACCUGUGAAUGGUGAGGACCAUCUCUUGUAUUGGAAAUAUUUGGCUAUGCCAUCUUGGGUACCUCUUUGUAAAUCUAUCUGGAAUUGUGCUGGUCUGAAUUUACCUCCUUGUAUUGUGAAAGGCUAUUGAAAAAUUCUUUUGUGAGCUGUUCAGAUUACAGCAGGGUUCUGGCUUGGCCUGAUCAAUGA
Messenger RNA from Varanus komodoensis (Komodo dragon), 1866 nucleotides. Its product is annotated as protein C19orf12 homolog. Lineage: Eukaryota; Metazoa; Chordata; Lepidosauria; Squamata; Varanidae. The transcript has 3 exons. Bases 358 to 783 code for a protein of 141 amino acids. The record is from RefSeq and is a predicted model, not a curated record.